Messenger RNA from Lepus europaeus (European hare), 1080 nucleotides. RefSeq names its product H6 family homeobox 3 (gene HMX3). The record is from RefSeq and is a predicted model, not a curated record. Gene Ontology annotation, biological process: regulation of transcription by RNA polymerase II. Lineage: Eukaryota; Metazoa; Chordata; Mammalia; Lagomorpha; Leporidae. Gene Ontology annotation, molecular function: DNA-binding transcription factor activity, RNA polymerase II-specific; RNA polymerase II transcription regulatory region sequence-specific DNA binding. Gene Ontology annotation, cellular component: nucleus.
AUGCCGGAGCCCGGGCCGGACGCCCCCGGCACCGCCAGCGCGCAGCCCCCUCCGCCGCCGCCGCCCCCGCCUCCUGCGCCCAAGGAGUCCCCGUUCUCCAUCAAGAACCUGCUCAACGGAGACCACCACCGGCCGCCCCCUAAGCCGCAGCCGCCCCCACGGACGCUCUUCGCGCCGGCCUCAGCCGCCGCUGCCGCAGCCGCCGCCGCCGCCGCCGCCGCGGCCAAGGGGGCCCUGGAGGGCGCGGCGGGCUUCGCGCUCUCGCAGGUGGGCGACCUGGCUUUCCCCCGCUUUGAGAUCCCGGCGCAGAGAUUUACCGUGCCCGCGCACUACCUGGAGCGGUCCCCGGCCUGGUGGUACCCCUACACCCUGACCCCCGCCGGCGGCCACCUCCCGCGACCUGAAGCCUCGGACAAGGCCCUCCUGCGAGACUCCUCCCCCGCCUCGGGCACCGACCGCGACUCCCCCGAGCCGCUGCUCAAGGCGGACCCCGACCCCAAGGAGCUGGACUCCAAGAGCCCGGACGAGAUCAUUCUGGAAGAAAGCGACUCGGAGGAGGGCAAGAAGGAAGGCGAGGCGGCGCCGGGCGCGGCCGGGGCGAGCGCGGCGGCGGCGGCGGGCACGCCGGGCGCCGAGGACUGGAAGAAGGGCGCCGAGAGCCCGGAGAAGAAGCCCGCGUGCCGCAAGAAGAAGACGCGCACCGUGUUCUCGCGCAGCCAGGUCUUCCAGCUGGAGUCCACCUUCGACAUGAAGCGCUACCUGAGCAGCUCGGAGCGCGCCGGCCUGGCCGCGUCGCUGCACCUCACCGAGACGCAGGUCAAGAUCUGGUUCCAGAACCGCCGCAACAAGUGGAAGCGACAGCUGGCGGCCGAGCUGGAGGCGGCCAACCUGAGCCACGCCGCGGCGCAGCGCAUCGUGCGGGUGCCCAUCCUCUACCACGAGAACUCCGCGGCCGAGGGCGCGGCGGCCGCGGCCGCAGGGGCCCCGGUGCCGGCCAGCCAGCCGCUGCUCACCUUCCCGCACCCGGUCUACUACUCGCACCCGGUGGUCUCGUCCGUGCCGCUGCUCCGGCCGGUCUGA